Messenger RNA from Dipodomys ordii (Ord's kangaroo rat), 1886 nucleotides. RefSeq names its product Src homology 2 domain containing adaptor protein B (gene Shb). Gene Ontology annotation, molecular function: phosphotyrosine residue binding. NCBI's taxonomy places the organism in Eukaryota, Metazoa, Chordata, Mammalia, Rodentia, Heteromyidae. The transcript has 6 exons. The record is from RefSeq and is a predicted model, not a curated record. The coding region runs from base 84 to 1613 and encodes 509 amino acids.
CCUGGGAGGCAGCGUUGCCCUCCGAAUGGCCGCGGCGGCGGCGGACCGGGCUCCCGCGCCGCGGCCCUAGGUGGCCUCUCGCCAUGGCCAAGUGGCUGAACAAGUACUUCAGCUUGGGCAACAGCAAGACCAAGAGCCCUCCGCAGCCGCCGAGACCCGAUUACCGCGAGCAGCGGCGCCGGAGCGAGCGGCCCUCACAGCCUCCCCAGGCCGUGCCGCAGGCCGCCUCGGGGUCCUCGGCAUCCUGCGGGCCGGCCUCGGCCUCCUGCUUCUCGGCCUCCUCGGGCUCUCUGCCCGACGACAGCGGCAGCACGAGUGACCUCAUCCGCGCCUACCGCGCGCAGAAGGAGCGCGACUUCGAGGACCCCUACAACGGGCCGGGCUCGUCGCUGCGCAAACUGCGCGCCAUGUGCCGCCUGGACUACUGCGGCGGCGGCGGGGAGCCCGGCGGGGGCCAGCGCGCUUUCUCGGCCUCGUCCACGUCGGGCGCCGCGGGCUGUUGCUGCGCCUCCUCGGGCGCUGGCGUAGCGGCCUCCUCGUCCUCAUCCUCGGGGUCCCCGCACCUUUACCGCAGCAGCAGCGAGCGGCGACCCGCCACGCCGGCGGAGGUGCGCUACAUCUCGCCCAAGCACCGACUCAUCAAAGUGGAAAGCGCCGCCGCGGGCGCAGCUGGGGACCCCACGGGGGGCGCCUGCUCCGGCGGCCGCACCUGGAGCCCAACAGCCUGUGGAGGCAAAAAACUGCUCAACAAGUGCGCCGCCUCGGCCGCGGAGGACAGCGGGGCCGGCAAGAAGGAAAAGGUGACCAUAGCUGAUGACUACUCUGAUCCUUUUGAUGCCAAGAAUGAUCUCAAGAGCAAAGCAGGAAAGGGGGAGAGUGCUGGCUACAUGGAGCCCUAUGAAGCCCAGAGGAUCAUGACAGAAUUCCAGAGGCAGGAAAGUGUCCGGUCCCAACACAAAGGCAUCCAAUUGUACGACACCCCUUAUGAGCCCGAAGGCCAAAGCAUGGACUCAGACUCGGAGAGCACGAUGAGUCCUCGACUGAGAGAGAGCAAGCUGCCCCAGGAUGAUGACAGGCCCGCUGAUGAAUAUGACCAGCCAUGGGAGUGGAACCGGGUCACCAUCCCCGCCCUGGCAGCCCAGUUCAAUGGCAACGAGAAGCGACAGUCAUCCCCCUCACCUUCGAGGGACCGGCGGCGCCAACUUCGUGCUCCAGGAGGGGGCUUCAAGCCCAUCAAACAUGGGAGCCCGGAGUUCUGUGGGAUUCUGGGGGAGAGAGUGGAUCCUGCUGUCCCACUAGAGAAGCAGAUAUGGUAUCACGGAGCCAUCAGCAGAGGAGAUGCUGAGAACCUGCUGCGACUCUGCAAGGAAUGUAGCUACCUUGUCCGCAACAGCCAGACCAGCAAACACGACUACUCCCUGUCCCUGAAGAGCAACCAGGGCUUUAUGCACAUGAAACUGGCCAAAACCAAAGAGAAGUACGUGCUGGGUCAGAACAGCCCUCCAUUCGACAGCGUCCCGGAAGUCAUCCACCACUACACCACCAGGAAGCUCCCCAUCAAAGGGGCUGAGCACCUGUCCCUCCUCUACCCGGUGGCUGUGCGGACCCUGUGAGCGGGCCAGCCCGGCCCUGCUCAGUGACAGUGCUGAGACUUGGAGGCGCUGGCCGGGCGCCCACCAGCACAGCUGUGUUGCCAGCUGUAUCCAGUUUGUGUUGUGUGUAUGGUACUAGCACACCACUGCAUGUCUUAGAAUGCUGUUGCCACUUCCGGGGCUGGAAGGGCCUUGGAUGAAGAAGGACUGCCAGCCGCCCGCUGCCCCAGUCCCCAUCCCGCCCCCACCCCCCUCCUUGAGUUUCUGUGAAUUAAAAUAUUUGCAAUCCAAAGA